UGACGUCACUUAGCGGCCCGGAAGCGCCUACACGUGUGGGUCUUCCCCCUACUCUGUUUCUUGGUCUCUCGUUGGUCCCAGAUCAUGGGCCGCUCCCGCCGGACCGGCUCGCACCGAGCACAUUCCUUAGCCCGCCAGAUGAAAGCCAAGAAGCGGCGGCCGGACCUGGAUGAGAUUCACCGCGAGCUGCGGCCGCAGGGGCUCGCGCGGCCCAAAGAGGACGCAGAGCCCGACCCGGACCUGCCAGGGGGCGGCCUGCAUCGCUGUCUGGCCUGCGCGAGGUACUUUAUCGAUUCCGCCAACUUAAAGACUCACUUCCGAUCCAAAGACCACAAGAAAAGGCUAAAGCAGCUGAGCGUCGAACCCUACAGUCAGGAAGAGGCUGAGAGGGCGGCGGGCAUGGGCUCGUAUGUACCCCCCCAGCGGCUGGGGGUGCCCACAGAAGUGUCCACUGAGAUCCCAGAGAUGGAUACAUCCACCUGAGUGACCUGAGCAUGCAGGGCAGAGACGCUUCCCACAGACAGUGGUCCAGCGGCUAGGCUGAGUGUGUGCUUUGGGUUUUGGGUUUGGGGAGAUACUCUCUUCUGGGUGUUUUACCCAAAAUAAAGGACCUGGAGAAGAGGGCGCACCUCCUCGGAUGCUAACUUGCCUUAUAGCA
This is a messenger RNA of Acomys russatus (golden spiny mouse), 658 nucleotides long. It is a transcript of the gene Znf593, whose product is annotated as zinc finger protein 593. The coding region runs from base 85 to 483 and encodes 132 amino acids. Lineage: Eukaryota; Metazoa; Chordata; Mammalia; Rodentia; Muridae. Gene Ontology annotation, molecular function: zinc ion binding; nucleic acid binding. The record is from RefSeq and is a predicted model, not a curated record. The transcript has 3 exons.